AUGCUGCUGCUGCUGCCGCUGCCGCUGCUGCUCCUUCUGCUGCUGCUGUGGUUCUUGCUGGCGACGGCUGUGGCUGUGGCUGGUAUGUAUAUUGCUCUUGCUGCUGCGAGAUUGGCGCUGAUGACCACAUGGAUCAUCUCGACGAUGAGGGGCGACGAAAUGGCAAAGGCGGGUCAUGAUGACUAUGCCGAUGCUGACAUGGUGGUGAUGAUUGAGCUCGAGAAGAAGCACGACCUGGUGUACGAGACUGCCAAUGGGUGA
Messenger RNA from Symbiodinium necroappetens, 261 nucleotides. The record is from the annotation of a GenBank genome assembly. NCBI's taxonomy places the organism in Eukaryota, Dinophyceae, Suessiales, Symbiodiniaceae.